AACACUUUUACUCUCAGAUGCAUAAAUAUCGAGAAAAAAUCGCCUUUUAUCACUUCUUUUAUGAGCUUAUUUAUUCAGACAUACUUUUUUAAAAUAAGAUAUAAAAUUGAUUUUAUAGCUUCAUUGUUUAAAGAAAACUUACAAAUUGCUUUUUUAGUUUAGCAAAAUGAAUCACAACAUAACAUUUGUCUUUUUCAUUUCGUUACUUGUAUCCACCACAAAUUCUUAUAAAAUUCUUGGUCUCUUUCCGUUACCCAUCAAGAGCCAUUUUAUAUUUUUUGAAGCAAUUUUGAAAGGGUUAGUUGAAAGGGGACACGAAGUUUAUGUGGUGAGUCAUUUCCCACAAAAGAAUCCUACAGCAAGGUUCGAUUUUAAUCCGAUUAAUUUUUUUAAUUAAUAUAUGUUUUUUUAAAGAUAUAAUGAUAUAAAUAUUUCCGGGAGUAUCCCUUAUGAUAUCUCAAACAUAUCAAUUUCUUACAAACUGUUUAGGAGUGUUUUUGGUAUGGCUUGGCACAUUUAUAAAACAUGUGGAAGUGAAAUAUGCGAAUAUUUAAUGAAAAAUCCCAAGAUAAUAGCUUUAAAAAAAAAUCCUUUAAAAUUUGAUGUGGUUAUUAGUGAAAUUUACGGCACGGAUUGUUUACUAGGAUUUGCCCAUCAUUUUAACGUACCAAUAAUUGGAGCUUCGAGUACAGAUCUUUUACCAUGGUCGGGGACAAGAAUGGGAAAUCCCGAUAAUCCGUCCCAUGUUUCAAAUUAUUUGGGGUUUAACAGCUUAAAAAUGAAUAUAUUCGAAAAAAUCUAUGCGGUCGGAUUAACAAUAGCAACAAAAAUAGGAUAUUUUUGUAUAUCUACAGUCGUUACUGAGAUGAGAUCACGCGAAUUUUUUGGCAAAACUUUUCCCCCAAUGGAAAAUUUAAUUUACAACACCUCUAUUUUGUUAUCAAACACUCAUUUCAGUUUUACUGAACCGAGACCAGUAGUGCCUGGAAUUAUAGAAGUCGGAGGUGCUCAUAUUAGGAAACCAAAACCAGUUUCUCAAGGAUUUUCCAUAAACCGCGAAAUUGAAGUUGUCUUAAUGGGAUCAGUUGGAAUUUAUUUUAGUUUAGGAUCAGUUAUAAACUCAAAAAGUUUACAGCAAAAAGAAAUUGAAAUAUUUGUGGACACAUUUUCCAAACUUCCUUACCAAAUAAUUUGGAGUGGGAUUUCAAAUAUCUCAGUACCAAAAUGGGUGAAUACCAAAAAUAUACAUUUAUUCGAAUGGGUUGAUCAACUGGACGUUCUUUGCCACCCAAAUAUAAAAGCAUUCAUCACUCAUGGUGGUCUCUUAAGUAUUCAAGAAACGAUUUAUUGUGGCAAACCAAUUUUAGGGAUUCCAAUAUUUCCCGAUCAACAACGAAACGUGGAAAGAAUCGUUCAAAACGGAGCGGGAAUUUUAAAAAAUAUUAACGAUUUAAAUCAAACGAUUUUAAUAAAAAAUUUAAACCAUUUAGUUCGGGACGAAAUGUUUCGAGAAAACGCCGAAAAACUGUCUAAUUUAUUUCAAGAUCGGCCGAUUCCGCCUUUAAAUCAAUCGACUUAUUGGAUCGAAUACGUUAUCAGACAUCGUGGAGCGGCGCAUAUUAAAUCAAAAGGAGUUGAAAUGACUUGGUUCGAAUACUAUUUAAUCGAUGUUUAUUUAUUAUUCUUAACCGCAUUUCUUAUAUUUUUCAAAUUUUGCCUCGUUUUACUGGAUGUAUUACAAAAUUAUUUUGAAAACCAAAAUUAUGAUAACAUCGAAAGAAACGAAUAGAUAUUAAUAUUUAUACACAAAAUCAAAUAUAGUAGCAAUUAUAAUAUAUGCAAUUAUUAUUAUAAAUUUAUAUAAAAAACUUAUGUUUGUUAUUUUCGCAAGUACUAUCUUCUAGUAAAGUUUAUCGAUUAAAAUCUAAACCAUCCCGUAUAUCAUCCAUAAUCUCAUCCAACUCUCCUUUAAUUUCUCUCUCUCUCUUACUUCUGACCUCCCCUUUCAUAUCUCUCACCUUAUAUCUGUGUCUAUUAUCGAUUGCAGCUCCGUCUAAGUUAUCGUCGCUACAUCUUAUUGUUAGAUCAUUACUCUAACCUCUCUCAUCACUUAUUACUUUUUUUUCUACUUAUUUAUGUGAAACAUAUUUUUCAGCUCUGGCAUUAAUAAAAACCAGUGUUGUUAAAUACCCGGGUAUUUAUUUUCAAGGGAAAAUUUCCUGGA
Messenger RNA from Onthophagus taurus, 2224 nucleotides. The record is from RefSeq and is a predicted model, not a curated record. Lineage: Eukaryota; Metazoa; Arthropoda; Insecta; Coleoptera; Scarabaeidae.